CUAAGCUUCGGAUGAAUGCAGACAGCUGAUGGAAAAUGGCGGAAAACACACGAUUAUGACCUGCCGAACCAUAUGACCACACGACUUGUGCAUAAAUUGUUGCAAGGAGGAUGCGUGACUGCUAGCGCUUGUUGUGUGCUUAACUUCAUAUGGGAACAUGUCGUCGAAUUAAUAGUGCUUUCAGGUCCAUCCAUGAUUCCUACCUUCAAUCUCAGAGAAGAUGGAGAUCUUGUGGUCACAGAGCAUCUUAGUUCAUAUUUCAGAACAAUUAAGAAAGGAGAUGUUGUCAUUGUAAAGUCUCCUGAGGAACCAAAUAACCUUAUUUGCAAGAGGAUUGCUGCAAUGGGUGGGGAGCUCAUAAGAACUGACACUGAUGGCAAAGACAGCUUCAAAAUUCCCAAAGGACAUUUGUGGCUUCUUGGUGAUAACUUUGAAUACUCCAAGGACUCUAGAGACUUUGGUCCAGUUCCCUACGGACUCAUUCGAGGAAGGGUUUGCUUCAAGGUAUGGCCUGUUAAUGAGUUUGGAAAAGUCAGGAAUCCAUUUGGUGACAGAUGAUACCAUAAGUUGAAGAUGAGCUGGGUGAAAACAAAACAACUGAUGUGAAUGGAGGCAGUGUACUUAGAUUACAUAAGACUUGAUCAGGGUGGCCAAAUCAAAUAUUCAUAAAAUUAAGGAUUUCACCAAGUUUAGCGGAGUCAACUAUGCAGAAUGUAUAGCUCUUUCUGCUUGACCAUCAAGAUUGUAACAGUAAUGAGUGUAUUCACCUACCUUACAUAAGUAGUAUAGUGAAGGAAUCAAAACAGUUUCAUGAUUAUUGUGUAUAACUUGCUUUCUUAUAGAACUAUAAAAACAAAGUGAAAGUACUUUGCAUUCCCUUUCUUAUUCUUUUAAUACAUGUUUCGACUGAAACUUCUUUCAUCUUCAGUUAAUUAUUGUACAGGAAGUUGAAUUAAUAGUAAGUAGAAAAUGCUAAUUAUGAUAAAGAGUGAUAACAAGAAAGGAGGUAAAGCAUGAAAGCGUGAGAAUUAAAUGGAUAGUUUUAGAUUCA
Messenger RNA from Stylophora pistillata, 1051 nucleotides. RefSeq names its product mitochondrial inner membrane protease subunit 1. Gene Ontology annotation, molecular function: serine-type endopeptidase activity. Lineage: Eukaryota; Metazoa; Cnidaria; Anthozoa; Scleractinia; Pocilloporidae. Gene Ontology annotation, cellular component: membrane; mitochondrial inner membrane peptidase complex. The record is from RefSeq and is a predicted model, not a curated record.